GGUAGGCAACGAAGAAGAAUAAGAACCGACAUGGCGGUCCCGGCAGGUCGGUCAGUGGUGUUUGUCACUGGAAACGCGAAAAAACUUGAAGAGGUAAUUCAGAUUCUUGGUGAUAAGUUUCCCUAUAAACUUAUCUCAAAGAAAAUCGACUUGCCUGAAUACCAAGGAGAGCCUGAUGAGAUUUCCAUCCAGAAAUGCAAGGAGGCUGCAAAAGAGAUUGAUGGCCCAGUCAUCGUGGAAGACACCUGUCUGUGUUUCAAGGCAUUGGGAGGAUUACCAGGCCCAUACAUAAAGUGGUUCCUGGAUAAACUUAAACCAGAAGGCUUGUACAAACUCCUCGCCGGCUUUGAGGAUAAAUCCGCAUGGGCUCUCUGCACCUUUGCCUUCACACCUGGAAAAGACCAGCCAGUGCAGCUUUUCAGAGGAAUAACACAGGGGCGCAUCGUGGAACCGAGGGGACCUCGAGACUUUGGAUGGGACCCAUGUUUCCAGCCGGAAGGUUAUGACAAAACCUAUGCAGAGCUGCCUAAAGAAGUAAAAAACUCCAUCUCUCACCGAUACCAAGCACUAGCGGCCAUGUCGGAACACUUUUCACCACAAGCCAAGCGUAAGAAGACUGAUCAUGGAGAGGCUGCGUUAUCGUAGAAAAUACAACUGAGUUUAAUGUGUGCUUGGAUUUUUUUUUUUUUUUUUUUUUUUUUUUUUUUUAAUAAGUGUGUUAUUCUAAAGGGGAAACAUGAAGAAAACAUACACACAUUUUAGUCAGUGAAUCAAAAGCUAUUUUACUGUUCCUCCCUGGCUCUUUAAGAUGUAAUCUGGCAAGUGUUAGUGUACGUUUCAGUAAGUAUUCACUGUGCUUUGCUUUUCCCUUAUAUCAUUUUAAAUCAUUAUAACAAAAGCAGACUGCACAGACAACUGAGCUAAACACCCUGUUGCUUCUUUUGAGGCAUCGAGAGUGAGGCUGUAACCGUUUCACUUAUUUUAAAUUCAUUUUUUUUCUGAAAUUUAAAUAUGACCCACAAACUUAAUCAUGCAAGUCAAUUCAACUAAUUUUAUCAAGUUCACAAUAUUAACUUCAUCAAAUGAGUUAAGAAUUGAAAAAAAUAAAAAAAGUUAGGGUACUUAAUUAAGUAGACAUAACUUGAAUUCUUAAGAUCUUAAGUUAGCAUGACUAGGAAGUUUUCAUCUUUUAGAGUGCAAGCACGUGCGGGGGGCGGAGGGUGCUUGAGUACCUGCCUCUUUGCCCCUAUAUGCCCAAAGGGCCCCUUUUGACUUUUUUUGUUGUUGUUGUUGUGCGUAUGUGUGUGCUGGCCGACUGUGCAGGCACGCCCCAAGUACUUUACUUGAAGACCGAAAACACCUUUAAAUUUAAAAAAAAAAUUAUUAUUAUUAUUUUUUUUUUUAAAGCUGUCCGUGUGCCAAUAAGCCGGUGCAUAACCUCACCCCCUCCCUGUCACGCUGUUCCUCUGUGACCUGGGUGUGUGGUGAGGAGUCUGAGGUCAUCUAGUGGUUGAAAACAAACGGUGGUAUUCGAGCUGUUGUGAAAAUUCUUACACCAGGUUUAUUGGGGUUUUUUUUUUCAAAUAAUAUGUAAUUUUCUCUUAUAUAGUUUUCUACUUUCAUAAUGAAUUACACCCCGCCCCAAAGCUAUUUCGACCCGUGUGUCUCUACUCUCUAUAGGCAACCAUAUUUGUCUGUUCUCUUCACAACGUUAUCUAGAAAGGUACACAUCUUUAAGUUCUAUAAUGAUGAAAUAAUAGUUUUGAAAAAAACUGUCCUGAUUGUGGCUCAAUGAACAUCUAAUUUGGUUUGUUCUCAGAUGAACAACAAGUUGAGUAAGGAAGUUUUUUUGUGGAAGUUGAAGGAAGAAAAGAGGAUAAGACUGACGGAGUCACAGCCAGAAAAUGUUGAUGACAGUGUUGAUUUCUAUUCACUGUUCCCCCUCCCAGUUAAAGUCUGUCACAGUCACAGCCAAUUAUACUGUAAAGCUGGUUAAACUAGAAGUUAUGUUGUUGUAAGGUGUACUAAAUUUUUGUUCAUGUGCCCCUUUUGAGCUAUGAGCACCUGCCCCUCCAUCAGUCUCUGCACGGCCCUGUUGCAGUGUAGUGCUUUAAGACCAAUCAGCAGUAACCCGGUUCAGCAACACAAUGAACAUGGAUGAGACGUUAAUAAACACUACAAAAAGUUUGCUCAACGUUUUUUUGUUGUGGUUUGUUUCCUGAAUAGUGGUGGUUUUGGUGAUGCUGAAAUUUCGCCCGACUCUAGUAGAUUUUUGUUUCAUAAAACAAAAAAUAAUUCAUGCAUUGAUUUUCAUGUUGUCAAUAUGGAGUAUUGUGUUUAGAAUUGUGAUGGGAAAAGUUAGUUAUAUUUUGUAUUAAUAAAGUAUAACAUUAUUUUGGGGUGGGGGUGAAGUGACAUGAAUACUGGAAAAUAUUUACAGGCACUAAUUUUCUGCAUUUAGGUUAUUUUUUUUAAACUUGCAACAAAAAUCCUUGUCAUUGUUGGAUAUAGCAUGUAGAACU
Molecule: messenger RNA, 2522 nt
Organism: Corythoichthys intestinalis (scribbled pipefish)
Lineage: Eukaryota; Metazoa; Chordata; Actinopteri; Syngnathiformes; Syngnathidae
Gene: itpa
Product: inosine triphosphatase (nucleoside triphosphate pyrophosphatase)
Exons: 8
Coding region: 31-645 (204 amino acids)
Biological process (GO): nucleoside triphosphate catabolic process
Cellular component (GO): cytoplasm
Molecular function (GO): nucleoside triphosphate diphosphatase activity
Source: RefSeq, a predicted model, not a curated record